Molecule: messenger RNA, 2202 nt
Organism: Brienomyrus brachyistius
Lineage: Eukaryota; Metazoa; Chordata; Actinopteri; Osteoglossiformes; Mormyridae
Product: cell surface glycoprotein MUC18
Exons: 9
Coding region: 106-1659 (517 amino acids)
Biological process (GO): cell-matrix adhesion; inflammatory response
Source: RefSeq, a predicted model, not a curated record
GCCUGAGAAACAGCUAUUUCCUGUGCAGACAGUGGUGGAGUUGCAGCACUGUGGCCUCACUGCUGUGCAGGCAGACUUCUGCUUCCUCAUCUGCGUCUCCGAAGCAUGGCCGUUUGCACCACACUGGCGGCCACUGGCCUCAUAGCCUUCAUUGCUUUCUCUAAAGGCACAUCUACACGAGUCUCUCCAUUAUUUGUCUUUCUUACGCUGGUAGCAGGACUUGACACCAUCCAGGUGGACUACAGAGAGGAAAUGGAUGCUACGGUUGGGGAGAAUGUGAGCCUGCUGUGUGAGCUGGUUAAUUCUUCUGGAACCAUAGUGACUAUGAUUGAGUGGAGGAAGCAAGAAAAGGGGCAGCAGCCGGAGAGCCUGCUCCUGGUCCACGUGCCCAAUGUCGAGACUCACAAGACUAGAACCAACAUCUCUGUCGAGCUAAAGAAACAGAAGAAGAAACUGACGGGAUCGAUCCUGCAGCUCCCUAACGUGAGCGUGUGGGACAGCGGCAAAUACAUAUGCACUCUCAGCACCUUCCCUAAUGGAGCAAUCAGAAGCGUGACACACCUGCUCGUUAAAGAUCACGUCCAUCCACUGGAUAUCAAACUGUAUGCCACUGUGAUGAAUCUCGAUUACGGGUUGAAAGAGGGGGAAAAAGUGACCAUCUUCUGCAACAGUACCCCCCCUGCCGACACCUACACCCUCAGCCAUUCCAAGAACGAGAUAUCUGUGAUGAGGAGCCGGGAUGGUAUGUUCACUCUGCUAAACGUGACGAGGCACCACAGUGGCCUCUACGUCUGCCAGCCCAGCAAUCAGUCAUCUGGCCUACUUUUCAAAAACCACAACAUCACCAUCAAUCUCACAGUCCACUUUAUGGAUGACCUGAGAUGUAACAGCAUGGCGAUCCAGGCUGACACUGGACAGAAUGCUACCCUCUCCUGUGUAUCUAAAGCAUCCUCAUCACUGAGGUACACAUGGUCCAAGGAUAAUGUGACUGUGUCUAACUUCAGCCUGCUUCAUCUCUCGGGGCUCAGCGAGAAACAAGCUGGGAUUUAUACUGUGACCGCAACCAUGGAUGCCCCCCCCCAACUGCAAAGGCGAGCUGUGGUCAUUGUGACCGUGCAUACCCACGUGGUGCCCACCUGGCAUGAAGCAGACAAAACCUAUGUAACAGAAGAUAAAAGUGACCCCCCCCAGAGCAGCAUCAGCUCCACAUUCACCCAGUGGGGGAUGACUCCCAGUCCUAGGACACCACAAUCCUCUCCAGAGAAUGGAACAACAACAUACUUCACUAGCAACAGCACGACACAGCCAUCCAACGAAACCACGCCUGGGUGGGACCUCAAUGCCACGCUGACUCUAAGGUCCGGCCUGCUGUCCACCACCGCACCGUGGCUUGAUGGGACCUCCACUGUUCUGGGGACACCACUCAAUGUUAACGUUGCACAUCACUCAGGGACCAAAAGAUCUUUGUUAGCUACCCUGUUGUCCUUCCUUGUCCUGGCAGCUGUCAUGACUGGUUUGUACACACGAUACAGGAUACAGAGAAGUUUGGAUUUGCCCCCGCCUUUCAAGCCUCCUCCUCCCCCUGUGAAGUACACAUCAGUGCGGGACCAGAUGACUCUACUUACAGUCAGCCCCAUGAUGGAUAUCAGGAAGAUCUAAAGCGGAAUGUAGUUUAUUAGGAGAAAAUGAAUUAAUUUUUCUAUACAUGUAAACAAAUCUUUACAUUUUUAAUGAAAUCAAGAUGUUUUGUUUUUCAAAACUUUUUAGUAAACUUUUUCUCAUUUGGUGUGUGAGUGUGCCCUGUGAUGGGUUGGCUCCCCAUCCUGGGGUGUUCCCUGCCUUGCCUCCAUAGUUUCUUGGAUAAGCUACGGCUCCCCCGCGACCCUGAAUAGGACAUGUGGUUACAGAAAAUGGAUGGAUGGAUGAACAUGAAGUUCUACCACCCUCUAGUGAUUCAUGUGAACGUCCAGUGUGCUGACUAGCGUAGCAUGCUAACUCCUGGAGCCAGUUUUCACUUCUUCACUGCAUGAAAUGUUCACUUCUGAAGGCAUGAAGGACCACUAAUGUAUAUAUCCUCAAACAUUACGUCAGGGCUAUGUGGGAGGGAAUAGAAGAGUCAAACCCAAGUCUAGGAUUCCCCCACGCCUCCGUCUGCCUGUCUGCCUGUAAAUGAUAUAUAGCUAUAAAUAGUUUCUAACUCUC